Molecule: messenger RNA, 4829 nt
Organism: Peromyscus maniculatus bairdii (prairie deer mouse)
Lineage: Eukaryota; Metazoa; Chordata; Mammalia; Rodentia; Cricetidae
Biological process (GO): regulation of DNA-templated transcription
Source: RefSeq, a predicted model, not a curated record
UGCACGAGUUCGCCAUUUUCCGCUCUGUCAUUCGAGACGUCGGUUGGCUGAGCCUGCGCGGGCACCGGAGACCCAGGAGAGUCACCGGGCGCUCCGAGACCGACCGACCAUGGGCUUGGUAUUAUUUGAGGACGUAGCCGUGCACUUCACCCGGCGGGAGUGGCAGGAGCUGGAUGCGGCCCAGAGGACCCUCUAUAGGGAUGUGAUGCUGGAGAACUACAGCAAUCUGCUGUUCCUGGAGCCCCGCAUGGCCAAGCCUAAGCUGAUCUUCAACUUGGAACGCGGCCAUGGGCCAUGGAGCCUAGCGGAAGCUUCAGUGCCGAGCUUCGCGGGUGUUCAUAAAGUGAGUGCCCUGAUUGACACCAGCAAGGAAAAUCCUAAGAUACAUCUGGGGCCACUUGAAAUAACUAACCAAAAGAUACCAAAUGAAGACAUGAUUGAAGCAAAACUGAAAACUCCACAGAAAGUCUACAAAGGGACAAGAGCAUGUCAUGGUAGAGCUCCUGCCAAAACAUUUCACCAGAAGUUAAGGGAAAACAAGAACCAGAUACUGUACAGAGAAGAGAACCUCUAUGAAUGUAAGGAAUGUGGGAGAACUUUCUCUAAUAACUCAACCCUCAUCAAGCAUCGCAGAAGAACUCAUAAUGUACAGAACCGCUUUGAAUGUACUGAAUGUGGUAAAAUGUACCAUUGGAAGUCAGACCUCACUGAUCAUCAGAAAAUGCAUAGUCAAGAGAGGAUCUAUGAAUGUAAAGAAUGUGAGAAAGCUUUCUUUCGUAGGUCUCAUCUCAAUGCACAUAAAAUAAUUCAUACAGGUGAGAAGCCUUAUAAAUGUACAGAAUGCAAGAAAGCUUUCAAUUACAAGUCAGACCUUACUCGACAUAAAAAAACUCAUUUGGGUGAAAAGCCUUUUAAAUGUGAAGAGUGCAUGAAAGGUUUUUCCCGAAAGUCAAAGCUCGCUAUACAUCAGAGAACUCAUUCUGGUGAGAAGCCUUAUGAAUGUACAGAAUGCCCGAAAACUUUCUCCCAUAAGUCACAACUUACUGCACAUAGGAUAACUCAUUCAUCUGAGAAUUUUUAUGAAUGUAAAGAGUGUAAUAAAUCUUUCCACUGGAAGUGUCAACUCACAGCACAUCAGAAAAGGCACACAGGAAAAAACUUCAUGAAUACAGAACGCAGGAAAACCUGCCACAAGUCAGAAGUCACUGGACAUCAGAGAACUCAGAUCGCUGAAAAGCCCUAUGGAUAUGAGGAAUUCGGGGAAGAAGGAUUUCAAGUAUUUACAGAAGAAUUCUACACUAAGUCAGACCUUACUGUACAUCAGGGAAAUUCAUAAUUGAGAAGCUUUACAGAAUGUAGGAAGGUUUUCCAGUGCAAAUCUGACCUCAUUCAUCAUCAGAGAUCCACAGAAACGAGAAGCCACCGUGAAGAAUGGUGCUCAAAGUUAGCCCUAGCAACAGAGAAGAGCAUGUGAAGAGAAGCAGGGAGGCUGUCUUGACAGAACCUGCCUGACUCACCUGCCAGCAGACUCCACAAAGAGCUCUUGCUUUCUUUUAUUCUUUGGUUUCUCUGUGUAGCCUGGCUGUCCUAGAACUUGCUCUUUAGAUCAGGCUGGCCUCUAACUCAGAGAUCCACCUGCCUCCGUGCUGGGACUAAAGAUGUGUUAUCAGUAGCUUGGGGUGGGGGGGGUCAUCCCCCAGCUACCACCAGGGUUAUGCAAGAAAAUGCACAAAUGCAAAAUGCAAUGAAAGCUUAGGAAAGAUUCUCUCUCUGCAAAUAUUUCUGUCUCCACAGUUAUAUCUCUUUACAUACAGCUGUAUUUUCUACACACACACACACAGCCCCUUCUCUCUGAAAAAUCUCUCUUGCUCUCUCUCCUGCCUACCUAUUCAUGUUCUCUCCUCAGGUCUUUCUGCGCACACACACACACACACACACACACACACUCACUCACUCACUGUCCAGGUCUUUCCACGGUUCCCUCACAUAGCUCUUCCUUCAUGGCAGCAGCUCUUUCACCCAGCUCUGCACAGCCGUCUCUCCCCACACCACAGCUGCUGCCCCACAGCCAAACUCUGGACAAUUAUAAGUUACAUUUUUCAAGGCCAUACCCUUUCUCAGAACAAGAUAAGUCACGUAGUCUCUCUUGGGCUAGUGAUGUCACAUUGACCCAUGCACGUAGCUCUAAGUUGGUGAGGGGUCCCCGACAGUAAACAGUUGGCUGAACCUUGAGCCGUCAGGGUACGUGCGGACAGAGAGCUGCUGCAGGGAGCCCUAUCUCAGUGUAAACAGUCUGGCCUUGAUUGAGCAAUAAACAACACCCGGGGAUUAGUGUUGGUGUCUGUUCUGUAGGGACAGCUUUGUUUUGAUUUGUUCUGAUCAGCCUAAAAUUAGCUGUCUUUGAGACUGAAAAUGCUGUUACUUUCCUGUGUCAGUAAAGAAGAAUAUUCUGGUGUUAUUUCUAUACAUCAGAAUUAUACAGCUUAAACAGAAAUCCACAACUAAAUGUGUGCCCCAAGAUGUAAUAUUUUCUUGAGACACGCAGUGGGAAAACACCCAUAGCUGUUUUUAGGAAAGAAAUGUAGUAGCACAUGAGAAAAAUAACAGACAGGAGCCGCAGGUCAGUAACAGUAACUCCACGGCUUUGGCAAGUGGGGCUCCCCACCAGGGAGUUAUGUCUGGUGGGUGGACUUGUCAAGCACUAGUUGUCACCUGCUGUAUACUCCCGUAGCCUUUGGCAGUGUGUACCCCUACUGCCUGGAUAGAGUUCUCUUUGACAAGUCAGCAUCCCUGCGAACACCUGUUCCCCCAGUUCUGACAGUAGUGGAGACGGGGAUCACUUGAACUUGCUGACUUCUAGCCUAGCUGAGAAUGAGUCCCAGGAACAGGUGGAGAGUGGUGGAAGUGGACCCUCAAUACCCACUCUGGCUUCUGUGUGUGAGUUUAGGUGCACAUUAAACACGUGUAAACAAGAAAGGAAAGCAAAGGAGGCUGGUGAAUGGGUCACUGUGUAAAUUGUUUAUCACCAAUCCGAUGACUCAGGUUUGAUCCCUAGAACCUGCACUGUUGGAUGGACAGCUGCAAGUUGUCCCACAGGUACACAAAUGGGUUAAGAACAGGUGGCGUGGGUGCCUACACAAAGUAGAGGUGGGGAGCAGCUUGCUGCAGGUGCCGCCCCCCCCCCCGUUAUUCAUCCGAGAGUCAAGCUAAGGAACACCCUAUAAAUCUAGUAAUUAAGAAACAGCAGCGUUUCAGAUAAGCCCUCGGGAAUGGCUCAGUGGUGGUGUCUACUGCGCCUGUGCAUUGCUGAUCUUUUAUAUUCAGUUUUUCCAGGUUGUCUGCACUGUCAACGUUUAUGCUCUUGAAUCUGUUUGAAAAACAAACAAGCCAUUAACCGUGUGAAAAAUUGCAACAAAUUGAUGCUUUAUUGCACUCUGUGAAGUCAAUCUCCAUGUCUGUCUUCUUGCCUUUUUUCCAUCCGUAUGUGGACAAGGUUAUCAUCAGCUCCUAGUUGCCUUACGAGCUUGGCUGUGCAACAAACCCCUUUCACUUUGAAUCUCAGUUUGGGUUUGUCAGCCAGUUCUGCACAGUUAUUUGGGGAUUUAUCCUGACUUUUAUACCUCACUUCAACUGAUCAUUUCAUCCCUAUUCACAUUUAUUCUAAGAGCUUUAUGUCCUGACAGUCUUACAGCAAAUGUGAAUGGUGAUGAACUAUCUGCUCAGAUGUCUAAACAUUACCUGCCUGAGGACAUGUAGAGAAUAGUGAACUUUCUGUCUGUGGGGCAUAGCUACCAAAGUACUAAGUGUCCUUGACUGGCUGGAGACGAUGGUGGCAGUUUUGGAACCGCCCUCCCUUCCUCCCCGCUGCAGACAGCUCCACUGGCCCUGACGGGUUUAGACGCCAGAAAGUUGCCUUCAGCUUGUGCCUAUAUACACACUGAGAGGGCCAGGGAGCCAGACCGAGCCGUGCGUGACAGGUUUCUAACAGCCCAGCCAGGAACCAGGCUUUAGGGAACUGGCUGGAGCUGAGCAAGUAGCUCUUGGGAAAACCACAAUUUAGGGGCAACCAACCAACAGGUGCCCGUCCCCCAGCCUCCUGCCAGCUCAGCAAACCCCCAAACCCCGUCUGCUGGCACAGCAAAUGUCCCCCAGACUUCUGCUAGCUAAAGGUAGCUUUCCCUAAUCUCGUGUCAACAAGCCCCUAGACAUUAGCCCCCCACCACUAAAUACUAGAGCCACCUACCAGUCAACCCCCAGACUAAUCUUUCCUCCACCAGUCAGCACCAGAUCAAUCCCUUCCCUCGAAUUCCCCUAACUGACCUCCCUUUGGGGUCGCUAUUUGCCACCCCAACAUACUGGAAAAAAUGCUCUUGCUAAAUUGCAUAUGUGACUGCUGGUCUUGGAGGCUUCUCUCAGAUCCCAACACAAAUAAAAGCUUAAAAUUCAUUCCUAUUAAUUUGCCUCCAGUGAACUCAACUAGUACUUACAGUUUCUGCUUAUAGGAUUAUCUGUCAGGGAUAAUAUACAUAGUCUUUUUUUAAUAUCUGAUCACAGUAUCUGAUUGUACUGUGGCGAUUUGAAUGAGAUUGGCCCUCAUAGGCUCACGUUUAAAAACGUCCCCAUUUGGUGGAACUGUUGGGGGAGGAUCAGGAGGUGUGGCCUUACUGGAGUGGGUGUGUCACUCAGGUGGGCUUUGAGGCGGAGCUAACCUCAGCUCCUGGUGGGUCAGUGUGAGUUCUCGGCUGUUGCUGAUGCCAUGCCUUGGCUCUGCCAUCUUGGACUCUAACUCUGAAAUUAUAAAACUAAAUAAACACUCUAUUUUUUUAUAA